Messenger RNA from Medicago truncatula (barrel medic), 1590 nucleotides. Its product is annotated as 1-aminocyclopropane-1-carboxylate oxidase homolog 1. The record is from RefSeq and is a predicted model, not a curated record. The coding region runs from base 298 to 1407 and encodes 369 amino acids. Lineage: Eukaryota; Viridiplantae; Streptophyta; Magnoliopsida; Fabales; Fabaceae. The transcript has 3 exons.
GUCCUUUUAUGCGGAGUAUUCUAGGAAACAAUAUGAUACCUCUUCCUUCCAUUUACUCCUCUUUAACCCCUAGGUUUUGAAACCAUCAAAGUAUCUUCCAUUAACAAAAAUUCAUGCACACACAAUAACCUCAAAAUAUAGUUAUCUUUGAUUUCUAGGAAAUCAAAGAUAGGGUUUUAUGCGGAGUAUUCUAGGAAACAAUGAUACCUAUUCCUUCUAUUUAGUCCUCUUUCAACCCCUUGGUUUUGAAACCAUCAAAGUAUCUUCCAUAUAACACAAUAACCUCAAACUAUUAUCAUGGCCACAAUCACAAGUCAUGCUCCAAUUUAUGACAAAAAGAGUGAACUAAAGGAGUUUGAUGAGUCAAAGGUUGGUGUCCAAGGACUUGUAGAAAAUGGAGUAACAAAAGUUCCACACAUGUUCUAUUGUGAACAAUCUAGUAUCAAUGAUGUUUCAGUGAAUGAAUCAAAUUCAAAGCUAAGUAUCCCUACAAUUGACUUAAAAGGAAUCCAUGAUGAUCCUGCUUUGAGAGAUGAAGUUGUGAGACAACUUGAAAAUGCAUGUGAGAAAUGGGGAUUCUUUCAAGUAAUAAAUCAUGGAAUUCCAGUUCAUGUUUUGGAUGAGAUGAUCAAAGGAACUUGUAGAUUUCAUCAACAGGAUCCUAAGGUGAGGAAAGAGUAUUACACCCGUGAUCUCACUAAAAAAGUUGUUUAUCUUUCCAAUUUUACUCUUUCCGAAGAUCAAUCUGCUGAGUGGAGGGACACACUUGCAUUUUUCUGGGCACCUCACCCUCCCAAUGUUGAUGAACUACCACCAGUUUGCAGUGAUAUUGUGAAUGAAUACACAAAAGAAGUAACGGCACUUGGAUCUUCUUUGUAUGAGUUAUUGUCAGAGUCACUUGGCCUUAAUCGCUUUCACCUUAAAGAAAUGGGUGCUGCUGAAAGUUUUUUCCAUCUAUGUCAUUAUUAUCCACCAUGCCCUGAGCCAGAGUUAACCAUUGGCACUGUCAAGCACUCAGAUGCUAGCUUUAUUACAAUAGUUUUGCAAGAUCAUAUUGGUGGCUUAGAAGUUCUUCAUGACAAUCAAUGGAUUGAUGUUUCUCCCAUUCAUGGAGCUCUUGUAGUGAACGUCGGAGAUCUUCUACAGCUUGUGAGUAAUGACAAGUUUAAAAGUGUUCAACACAGAGUUUUAGCAAAACAUGCAGGUCCAAGAAUUUCAGUUGCAACCCUCUUUAGAACACAACAUGAUCACUCUCCUGAGGGCAUACCAAAAUUGAUUGGACCAAUCAAGGAACUUUUAUCUGAAGAAAACCCACCAAUAUACAAAGACACUUCUUUGAAAGAGUACUUGAAAUAUCGUUUGGCAAGCGGUUUUGGAGCUUCUGCACUAUCCCCUUUCAAGUUGUGACUUAUGAACAAAUUGCAUGCAAUCUUUGUUGGAUAAUUAAUGUUCCUACGUUAGUAAUCAAUUUAGUGCUAAGAGUUUGGUAAUUUUAUUGUUAAGUUCUAGUAAUGCAGACUUGAUGACAUUUUCCUCCUUGUGCUUGCUCAAAGUUCUAGUAAUGGGAACAAAUAAAAUUAUUUGAGCGUA